AAAAAUGUGCAAAUGAUUCAAGUUAUUUUACGUAUUAACUUGAAAUGUUUUUAGAUGUUUAAUUUUAUGUGAAAUUUUUUUGAAAUAAUCAAACCCGUAUGAUUUAAAAUUUAAGGUGAUGAGUGAGUGUGAUGCAAUUGAGUUCGUUAAGAUGAUAAAUAAUGAUAAAAAGAAGUCACAGACCUUAUUAAAAAAACGUGUCAAUCAAUGGUCACAUGAAAUGAAAAAAACAUUUACAAACAGUCCGGAUGAAAUGGUUCCCCAUUUCUACGGAGACCGAUUUAUUCCAAGAAGAUAUGCCCUCAAACACAAAGACACCAAUGAAACAUUUCUCUUUAUGGGCGAAAAGGAGGAUUUCUUAAACUCGAAACUUUCUUCGAAUUACUUGCGAUACAAAGGACUCAAAGUGGCCAUCAACAAUUCUUUCGGAGUCAAACAAAGACGAAUGCUUGAAUUUGCUGAUUUAUCGGCAAAAAGUUCCUUUCUUUCAGAUCACAAUGUCCUUCCCUCAGUGCCAAAUUAUGAAUUCAUUUAUGGCAAUUUGAAUGGAUUCGAUUGGCCAUGUGCACCACGAAAAAAGUUCUUAGCUUGUGCAGACACAACUCAUGAUUUACCUAAUUUCGAUAUGUUCACUGGUGUUUCACCAUCAGAUACAAAUCUUAUCGACUGGUCUGUGGAUGGUCAAAUUGCUGCUUCAUUUGGAGAGGAGCUGGUUCUCUGGUCUCCAUCUUUAGACCUGACACUGAUUUAUAAAAUGUCAGAUUCUAGUUCAAUAGCUUAUUGCCCAAGGGGUAAAUAUUUGGCUAUCGCUAGUAAGAAAUUCGAAUAUCCGGUAAUUGAGCUCUGGGAUGUGAAAAACAAAACAGAAUUGGUAAUUUCCAAUGGUUAUUACUUUUGUAAGCGACAAAAUUGUAUGGCCCUGUGCAUAGAAUGGGCCCAAAAUGGUAAAGUUGUUGUGUGUGGUACAAAUUUAGGCUGGGUUUAUGUUUUCAAUGUUCCCGACUUGGAUGCCAUCAGGGUUUUCAAGAACCAUCAGCAAUCGGUGUAUAUGAUUAAGUUUUCUCCCAAUAUGCGCUAUAUAGCCACUUCGGAUAUCGAAGGAAACACUUAUAUUUAUAAUUGGCCAUCUUGUGAUAUACACGUGGUGCUGAGGUCGAAACGGAAGCUGAGAGUUGUGAUAGACUGGCAUCCGUGGAAUGGAACAGAUUUAGCGAUUUCUGAAGAUUCUCCUGCUUCAAUUGUGAUACUGCAUGUGCCCUCCAGGGAAAUAGUGGCGUAUUACCAACGCAAGGAUAGAAGGGUUGAAAUUGACUUUAUCACUUUUAAUAAACUGACAGCUGAGCUACUUGUCAGUUUUUCAAAAAAAGAUGAUGAUGGCUGCGUUACUUCUGAAAUUCUAGUUAUGUCUUCGUUGGAUCGUGUUGUCGAUGUUUUACGUGUUACAGAUAGUUCUGUUCGUUUUAUGAUGUGGAGUCCAACUGGAAUGCAACUCGCAACAGCUGGAAAUGAUGAGACUCUAACAAUAUGGAAUUUUUUACCAAAUCGUAAUGAAAAUAGUUUAGGUCGACCAGUUGUUGAGAAAAUGCGCAAAAUAUUUCCUGCAGUGAGAAAGUCUAAAUGUGCUUUUGAUUUAAGUUAUGGAAGUGAAUUUAAAAAAUGGGCUCAAAUGAAAUGAAUGUUAAAAGUGUUAUAUAGCUUGUUAAAUAUUA
Molecule: messenger RNA, 1709 nt
Organism: Eupeodes corollae
Lineage: Eukaryota; Metazoa; Arthropoda; Insecta; Diptera; Syrphidae
Gene: cort
Product: protein cortex
Exons: 7
Coding region: 119-1675 (518 amino acids)
Biological process (GO): positive regulation of ubiquitin protein ligase activity; anaphase-promoting complex-dependent catabolic process; positive regulation of anaphase-promoting complex-dependent catabolic process
Cellular component (GO): anaphase-promoting complex
Molecular function (GO): protein binding; anaphase-promoting complex binding; ubiquitin ligase activator activity
Source: RefSeq, a predicted model, not a curated record